Molecule: messenger RNA, 629 nt
Organism: Amphimedon queenslandica
Lineage: Eukaryota; Metazoa; Porifera; Demospongiae; Haplosclerida; Niphatidae
Product: dynein heavy chain 10, axonemal-like
Exons: 4
Coding region: 6-629 (207 amino acids)
Biological process (GO): microtubule-based movement
Cellular component (GO): dynein complex
Molecular function (GO): dynein intermediate chain binding; dynein light intermediate chain binding
Source: RefSeq, a predicted model, not a curated record
UGAAUAUGCCACAAGUGGAUACAUAUGGUACACAGCAACCCAUUGCUCUUCUCAAGUUGUUGCUGGAGAAAGGAGGUAUGUAUGACAGAGGGAAGGACCUUAACUGGAAGACAUUUAAAGAUAUUGGAUUUAUAGCAGCUAUGGGAAAGGCAGGUGGGGGUAGGAAUGAAGUGGACCCAAGGUUCAUAUCGUUAUUUAGUACAUUCAACGUCACAUUCCCAUCCCACGAGUCUUUAUUCCACAUAUACUCAGCUAUACUGGCUGGAUACCUCAUCCCUUUCAACACUAAAGUACAAUCACUUGCUAAGACACUGACCACAGCAACACUCGAGUUGUACCAACGAGUAGUGAGGGACCUCCCGCCCACUCCUUCUAAGUUCCAUUAUAUAUUUAACCUGAAGGACCUGUCUAGGAUCUAUCAUGGACUCUCACUGAUUAAACCCGACAGGUUUGAUGAUCCUCCAUCUUUAGUUAGAGUUUGGAGGAAUGAAUGCCACAGAGUCUUCUAUGAUAGACUCACCAACAAUAAAGACAGGAAUAUUGUUAAAGUAAUAACCAUUGAGAAUAUACCAUUAUUGGCCUCGCCUACGCGAGAUAUGAUAGCCCAAACUAAUUGUGAGUUUAGCUGA